CCGAAAAAUUUUCAAGUGAAUUACGUCGAGAUUGUACCCGACAUUUCCUUGGGCUUCCGCCAUUAGCUAUAGAGCUGACGUACUCAAAGAUCCGGCGAAGAACCCACAAUUUUCCGACAUUCCCCGUUCUUCUGAAACUCCAAUUUCGUCCUCUCCAAAGAACAUAUCCCGUCAAAUUCUUUCCAGAAAAUGCAAUCCAAAGACUCUAAAUCCCCAGAAUUACCUGUCCCUUCGCCUAAUUUCCACGCUCCGAACAAUUUCCCGCCACCGACUCAUCGUCCCACCCCGUCGCCCAAUAUUCCGGUCAACAACCGACCUAGUCAAUCCAUAAUCCUCUCUCCGGUCCCUCAGCCUCAAAGAGUCUCUGUCGUCUCUCCCCCUUACCAUUUCCAAGCUCCUUCUAAAAGAAUCCAUUCUCCCGAUGAUAUACGCCAAUUCCACGAUUCCGAAUCCGGAAGAAAUUUUCUUGGUUUCAUAGUUGCUCUUUCCGAAUCAACUCGAGGUCGGAAAAUUUCUGAUCCUUGCUACCAAUCUGACACCGUUAAUUCCAUUGUCUCUAUUCUUGAUACUCUGAUUCAAUGGAUCGACGAUAUUCCACCGGCGCGUAUGGCGUCUCGAUAUGGAAACCUUUCUUAUCGGAUAUGGCAUGCGCAGAUGGUGGAAAACAGCGAUUCUCUUAUGCUUCGAUUUCUCCCCGAGGAUCUUCAUUCAGCCACCGUGGAAAUUGUGCCCUAUUUCACUGAUAGCUUCGGGAAUUCGAGCCGAAUCGACUAUGGUACUGGGCACGAGACAAAUUUCGCAGCCUGGUUGUAUUGCUUGGCUAAAUUGGGGACAAUCAAAGAGGAGGAUUACCCUGCUGUUGUAGUUAGGGUUUUCGUGAAGUACCUUGAUUUAAUGAGGAAAUUGCAAUUGGUUUAUUGUUUAGAGCCUGCGGGUUCCCAUGGUGUUUGGGGCCUUGAUGAUUACCAUUUCUUGUCGUACAUUUUUGGAUCAUCACAGUUGAUAGAUCAUAAGUAUCUGAAACCUAAAUCCAUUCAUAGUCAGGAUAUACUAGACAAUUUCUCCAACGAGUAUCUUUAUCUCUCGUGUAUUUCUUUUAUAAAGAAGGUGAAGAAGGGUCCAUUUUCAGAGCAUUCGCCAUUGCUUGACGAUAUUAGUGGGGUGCCUAAUUGGAACAAGGUCAAUAGUGGGUUGCUGAAGAUGUAUAAGGUGGAAGUAUUAGAGAAAGUACCCAUUAUGCAGCAUUUUCUCUUUGGAUGGCUCAUCAAAUGAUGUGACUGCGAGGAUCUAUCUAGCCAUUUAAGUUUUUUUGCAGGAACUAGAUAGAAGAGCUCGGUGUUAAAUUUACAAAGGAAUCUUCUCUGAUGUAUGUAGAAAUUUGCUUCUUAUUACGAGCUUUCAACGUCUGGUUAUGAAGAAGAAAGCUUUUUUCUCCCCCUGGUUUGCUUCUUUUUGUGGGCUUUCUUUUCUUGUUUCCAAAAUUAGGCCCAAUCAAGGAGAGGAGGGGGAUCCAUGGUUUCACGAGUGUGAAGCAUUAUUAUUUAAUAUUCUAUAGAAGUCGUAUAAAAUGUCACGUCGCUGGGCUCAGGAAAAUAAUGGAAUAAAAAGGACCUGCCUUGUCUGUUUCCUCCUCUCUUUUUUAUUUCCUGAAUAAAGUAUAGAGAAGAGAACCAAACGGACGGUUUAUAACAGUGCUUCAAAGGAAGGAUGAAAUGGGUGUGGAUGAGGCUGAUGAAUGGUGAUAAGGCUGUGGUGGAAUGUAAUAAAUUAUGAACUAAAUUUGUGUCUUGUCCUUGGUUUACUUAGUACCAUAAUUCAGUGUGAUUAGGGAAAUAUACUUGUCUUUUUAUGUGCAUUUGAGUAUCUGAAAUUUUGUACCAUAAAUUUCUCAGAAGUUUCUAAUUUCAAGCAAAUUUUCGCUCUUCA
Messenger RNA from Cucumis melo (muskmelon), 1926 nucleotides. RefSeq lists its product as uncharacterized. Gene Ontology annotation, molecular function: peptidyl-prolyl cis-trans isomerase activity; protein tyrosine phosphatase activator activity. Gene Ontology annotation, biological process: mitotic spindle organization. Gene Ontology annotation, cellular component: protein phosphatase type 2A complex; cytoplasm; nucleus. The coding region runs from base 190 to 1272 and encodes 360 amino acids. Lineage: Eukaryota; Viridiplantae; Streptophyta; Magnoliopsida; Cucurbitales; Cucurbitaceae. The record is from RefSeq and is a predicted model, not a curated record. The transcript is spliced from 3 exons.